Hydatigera taeniaeformis is the source of this 348-nucleotide messenger RNA. Lineage: Eukaryota; Metazoa; Platyhelminthes; Cestoda; Cyclophyllidea; Taeniidae. The record is from the annotation of a GenBank genome assembly.
AUGCCCGUUCUUUUUUGUCCUGUAUGCGAUUCACUUCUCUCGAUAGAGGAAUCUUCUCACUGCCUUGCGCUGAAUUGUACCGAUCCAAGCUGUGCAUAUCAGUGGUUUGUGACCGCUCCUAUCGUCCAGGACCAUAUUCCUCAUGCUGAUUUACGAUUGCGACUGGAGGAAGAUGCGGUCUUCUCCGCUGCUGAUGCCUACAGUUCUUCCGCUCAGAUAGAAGAAAAAUGUCCAAAAUGUGGGCACAAUCGGGCGUACUUUGUUCAGAUGCAGACACGUUCGGCGGACGAACCAAGCACCACUAAGUACUCCUGUAUGAAAUGUCAGCAUGUCUGGACUGAAAACUAA